This is a messenger RNA of Colletotrichum fioriniae, 168 nucleotides long. RefSeq lists its product as uncharacterized. Lineage: Eukaryota; Fungi; Ascomycota; Sordariomycetes; Glomerellales; Glomerellaceae. The record is from RefSeq and is a predicted model, not a curated record.
AUGCAGAGCAAUAGACACAUCUUCUUCCGCUGGACCCCGAGAACCGCCCGCGUCACCUUCAUGUACGCCGUCUUUGUUCCAUUCGUCGUCGGCUACAUUGGCUACAAGACCGACGGUCUUUGGGAUCUCCGGGCGAAGCGCAAGGGCGAUUUGGUUUACGAGCGAUAG